This is a messenger RNA of Uranotaenia lowii, 7635 nucleotides long. It is a transcript of the gene Sra-1, whose product is annotated as cytoplasmic FMR1-interacting protein. The record is from RefSeq and is a predicted model, not a curated record. Gene Ontology annotation, cellular component: neuron projection; SCAR complex; synapse. Gene Ontology annotation, molecular function: small GTPase binding; RNA 7-methylguanosine cap binding. NCBI's taxonomy places the organism in Eukaryota, Metazoa, Arthropoda, Insecta, Diptera, Culicidae. Gene Ontology annotation, biological process: regulation of translation; axon guidance; regulation of actin filament polymerization. The transcript is spliced from 8 exons. The coding region runs from base 127 to 3990 and encodes 1287 amino acids.
UAAAAUUUCUUAAGUGGAGGGCGUAAAUUCCCGACCAGACGCACCAACUAGUCGGUGAAGCAUUUCAGUACCGAGAUUUGUGGUCAGUAAUCGUUUGCUUGUGGGAAGAGCCGUUUGGUGGACGAAAUGGCGCAGGAGAAAAUUACCCUGGCCGAUGCGCUAUCCAAUGUGGAAGUGCUGGAUGAGUUACCGUUGCCGGAUGAGCAGCCCUGCAUCGAAGCUCAGCCCUGUUCGGUUGUGUAUCAAGCUAAUUUCGAUACUAACUUUGAGGAUCGCAAUGGAUUUGUGACUGGUAUCGCGAAGUAUAUUGAAGAAGCGACGACGCACGCGAAUCUGAAUCAACUGUUGGACGAAGGACAAAAGCAUGCCGUUAUGUUGUACACCUGGCGAUGCUGCUCCCGAGCUAUCCCGCAGCCCAAAUCUAAUGAGCAACCCAACCGGGUGGAAAUUUACGAGAAAACUGUUGAAGUUUUAGCCCCGGAAGUCAACAAGCUUCUCAACUUUAUGUACUUUCAGCGGAAGGCAAUCGAAGCCUUUUCCGGGGAAGUUAAACGUCUCUGUCACGCCGAAAAACGUAAGGAUUUCGUAUCCGAGGCUUACCUUCUGACCCUAGGCAAAUUCAUUAACAUGUUUGCCGUGCUAGACGAACUGAAGAACAUGAAAUCGAGUGUGAAAAACGAUUACAGUACCUACAGGCGAGCGGCCCAAUUCCUCAAGGUGAUGAGCGAUUCCCACACCCUCCAGGAAUCCCAAAACCUUUCCAUGUUUUUGGCCACCCAGAACAAAAUUCGGGACACCGUUAAGGACACCCUCGAGAAAAUCGCCGGCUACGAGGAGCUCCUUUCGGAUGUGGUCAACAUCUGCGUUCACAUGUACGAAUCCCGGAUGUACAUGACCCCGGAAGAGAAGCACAUGCUCGUGAAGGUAAUGGGCUUCGGGCUGUUCCUCAUGGAUUCGGAAAUUUGCAACAUCAACAAGCUGGACCAGAAGAAGAAACUCAGACUCGACCGGAUCGAUCGGAUCUUCAAGAAUCUGGAGGUGGUGCCGUUGUUUGGAGAUAUGCAGAUUGCACCUUUCAACUAUAUUAAACGGAGUAAACACUUUGAUCCGAGCAAGUGGCCGUUGUCCAGCUCCCAGGCAAUAAGUCCGCAAGCGGACCUGAUGGUGCAUUUGCCCACUAUCCGGGAGGAUCACGUGAAGUACAUUAGCGAGCUGUCCCGGUACAGUAACGAAGUUACAACCACUUAUAAGGACAACGCAACCGAUGCGGAAAACAAAGCAACGGCCGACCUGGCCCUCCGGGGCCUGCAACUGCUAGCCGAGUGGACCUCGGUCGUAACGGAACUGUACUCGUGGAAACUGUUGCACCCAACCGAUCACCACCAGAACAAGGAAUGCCCGGUCGAGGCGGAAGAGUACGAACGAGCCACCCGUUACAACUAUUCCGAUGACGAAAAGUUCGCGCUGAUUGAGGUUAUUGCAAUGAUUAAAGGGCUGCAGGUGCUGAUGGCUCGUAUUGAGACGGUACUGUGUGAGGCGAUUAGGCGUAGCAUUUAUGCGGAGUUACAGGACUUCGUUCAGUUGAUGUUGAGGGAACCGUUGCGAAAGGCGGUAAAAAACAAGAAAGAUUUGAUACGGUCGAUUAUUAUGUCGGUUCGGGAAACGUGCGCCGAUUGGCAGAAGGGUUCAGAACCGUCCCACGAUCCUGCCGUUAAGGGGAAGAAGGAUCCGGACGGUGGUUUCCAGAUUGGGGUACCGCGGUUGAAUGUUGGACCAUCGUCGACGCAACUGUACAUGGUGCGAACCAUGUUGGAGUCGUUGAUUGCCGAUAAAUCUGGAGGGAAGCGUACCUUGAGGAAGGAUAUCGAUGGGUCCUGUUUGCUGCAGAUCGAUACGUUCCAUAAGCUGUCCUUUUACUGGACUUACCUAUUGAGCUUCAGCGAGACUCUACAGAAGUGCUGCGAUUUGUCGCAGCUGUGGUAUCGGGAGUUCUAUCUUGAGAUGACCAUGGGGCGGAAAGUUAAUAAAUGUCUUGUUCGUCAUCAGCACAACGAGGAGUGUAACGAUUUGAUCACCAUGGAGAAACGUAUCCAGUUCCCGAUCGAGAUGAGUAUGCCGUGGAUUUUAACGGAUCACAUUUUACGGACCAAGGAACCUUCCAUGAUGGAAUACGUACUGUAUCCGUUGGAUUUGUACAAUGAUUCGGCACUGUACGCACUGACUAUUUUCCGGAAGCAAUUCCUGUACGACGAGGUGGAAGCCGAAGUCAAUCUUUGCUUCGAUCAGUUUGUUUACAAGCUAAGUGAGCAGGUUUUCGCCCAUUACAAGCAACUGGCUGGAAGUAUCUAUCUGGACAAACGGUUCCGUGUGGAAUGUGAAGUUCUAGGGUUUAACUUCCAAUCGUAUCCGAAGAAUAACCGAUAUGAAACGUUGUUGAAGCAAAGACACGUUCAGCUGCUGGGACGUUCGAUCGAUUUGAACAAGUUGAUCACUCAACGUAUCAAUGCAGAUAUGCAGAAAAGCUUGGAACUAGCGAUUUGCCGUUUUGAAGCAAGCGAUAUCACUGGCGUUGUAGAGCUGGAAGCUUUGCUGGCAGUAAACAAACUAUGUCAUAAGUUGCUUUCCCGUUUCCUGGCUUUGGAUGAUUUCGAUGCAAUGCUUAAAGAGGCAAAUCACAACGUACUGGCACCCUACGGAAGAAUCACUCUACAUGUGUUUGUUGAGCUAAACUACGAUUUCUUGUCCAAUUACUGUUACAAUGCUGCUACCAAUCGCUUCGUGAGAAACAAGCUACAGAUAAACUUCUCCGGGGCAAUCACCCGUGAAAAGGCACCAGUCAUGUCGCACUACUAUCUUUGGGGAUCGAAACCCCUCAACGCAGCUUACUCGACUCAAUACGGUCAAUACACCGGCUUUGUAGGUUCUUCCCACUUCCACGCCAUGUGCCGACUUUUGGGCUAUCAAGGAAUAGCUGUAGUAAUGGAAAUAAUCCUCAAAGACAUCGUUAAACCACUGAUCCAGGGAAAUUUACUCCAGUUCACCAAAACCCUCAUGAUAGCGAUGCCAAAAUCUUGCAAGCUUCCACGUUGCGAUUACGGAUCCCCAGGUGUCCUAAGCUACUACCAGGCACAUCUGGUAGACAUAGUACAGUACCCGGAUGCCAAAACCGAACUCUUCCAGCUGUUUCGAGAACUGGGCAAUUCGUUGCUGUUCUGCUUGCUCAUCGAGCAAGCUUUGUCCCAGGAGGAAGUUUGCGAUCUGCUUCACGCGGCUCCUUUCCAAAAUAUUUUACCGAGACCGUACUGCAAGGAGGGUGAGAAGCCAGAAACGAAACAGAAAAGGCUAGAGGCUAAGUACUCUUCGCUGCAGAUUGUUUCCAAUAUCGAGAAGCUGGGAACUGCUAAGCAAGCUAUGAUCGCCCGGGAAGGUGACCUUUUGACGCGGGAACGUCUCUGUUGCGGCUUGAGCAUCUUUGAAGUCAUCCUGGGUCGCGUUAAGUCAUUCCUGGAUGAUCCUGUUUGGGCAGGUCCCCCACCCGUAAACGGAGUCAUGCACAUCGACGAGUGUUCCGAGUUCCACCGGCUAUGGUCAGCUUUGCAGUUCGUGUAUUGCAUUCCAGUUGCUGGAACCGAAUACACCGUGGAAGAACUAUUCGGAGAGGGACUUCACUGGGCCGGUUGCGCAAUUAUCACUCUGUUGAAUCAGCAGCGCAAAUUUGAGGCACUCGAUUUUUGCUACCACAUUUUGCGCGUUCAACGGGUGGACGGAAAAGAUGACACCGUCAAGGGAAUUAACCUCAAACGCAUGGUCGAUCGGAUCCGUCGCUUCCAGGUGCUCAACUCCCAGAUAUUCGCCAUCCUGAACAAGUAUCUGAAGAGCAACGACCUGGAGGGCUCGAAUGUGGAACAUGUGCGAUGUUUCCCGCCUCCGCCGCACCCAACUGUGGUACCCUCCCACUAUCACGAUCCCAACAAACUGCGGGCCCAGUAAAUGCGCAUUAUUCUUUAGAGUUGUAAAUUUAUGCAUUUCUUCCCCAUUCUUCUGUCGGUUAGAGCAGAUCAUCGUCAUCCCUAUACCGCUUCGCAUCGUGACACGUAAUCGGUUUCGUUUUUAAAUUCCAUUUCUUUUUCGUUUUAAAAUCAUUAUUUUAGAAGAGCUAUUUAUUUUUCAUAUUGCAAAGUUUAAUACAAAAAAUUACACUUCCGAUUGGUUUAAGAAUGUAGGUUUAGGAACCAGAAUGGUUCCUAAAAUAAAAGUUUAAACACGAAAGAGUUCUAUCGAUAUGUUAAGAAAUUAUUUAGGUGUUUUUAGUUUCAAAUUUCUUUACAGUAGGCAAUAUGAGGUGAUCUUUAAGGAAGCGUUCGAGAUUAUGUUUUUUUUUUCUAAAAAGAUUAUCUGAAAUUCGAAAUACGCGUUAGUUAGAAACAUUGUAUUGCUUUAAGAAAGCAACUAGCCGACAUUUACAACAUUAGAGGAUGCUUGCAAAAUUGAAGGAAAUAAGUUCAUUUGUAGUUCCAUCAGUAACUCACUAACUUUUUCAGAUGAAAUUCAUCUGGAGAAAUAUUGCGGUAUAAGACAACAAUCACUGGUGAAAAUCUGUGUCUCCACAGAGAAAAAAUCCGGAGGUAAACCUACUUCGUCGAAGAGUGUUGGAUAAUAAUACCACGGAGUAGCCAUUGGUAUUGUUCACGGAUUGGGAGCGGCAACCAGAUUGUAUCUCCGCAAGAUUUUGGCAACUUUUCCAGUCAGACGCGGUAUGUACGGUUGAGAUACGAAGCCGUGUGAAAAAAUUAAGUCGAACAUCUUCACGAAGCUCAAGGACCCAUACCGGUAAUGUCGUGUACGCCACCUCAUGCUCUUGCGGUAACGAGUACAUCGGGCAAACUUCUCAAACAUUAUUUAAACGCAUCAUCACGAGAAUAACGUACGCCUAAAAAAAACAUCCACGGGUUUGGCGCAACAGGCCUUAGACAACGGUACCGUUCACGUUUUUGGUUUCUCUAAAACGAGAAUAUUGGAGAGAAUAACCAACACGACCCACCGACGGAUAGCCGAAAAACUGCACAUCAAAAUGUGAGAGAAUCGAGCGGUAAACAUCCAACAGGAUACCAAAGGUAUCUCAAGCGUCUACAAUGGUCUCUGGAAAAAGCUACGAGAAAAACACGACGCGGAAGUCAGCAACAACAACUGUGACUGUGAAAAUUAAAAUUUGAUUGCCCCAGCAGGCGUAUAAUAGCGAGUGUAAGAAUUUUUUUUUAAUUUCUUGAAUCAAUAACAAGUUUAAUUUUUUUCCCGUUCUGAAGAUGGUUGAAAAUGGUUAAUGAAGUAAACCGAAACGUAAACUAAAUAAAUUCAAGUUAUUAUUACAUCACCGAGAAUUAAUCAAUCAAAAAUCAAGAAGAUAUAAGAAAUUUAGUAUUCCAAGUUCAACCUCCAAGCAGAACAAGUAUCUCUUUGGCACUGCCCAAAGUGCUUCCAACAGCAGGUUAUAUAUUCAGCACUAGUGGAAAGGAGGAAAAGCAGUGGCAAGUGCCAGCGCCGAUGGAAGGACAACGAGCCGAAGCUCGGAAGGACAAGGAAUCAGGAACCAUUAGGAAGUCAUAUAGGCAGAAAUCAUAGCCACUGGAAGGUCGUCGGUGCAGAGUCAGGGACCGUGGAAGGUUGUCGGACCAGGAACCAACUGGAAGAUCAUCGGAUCAGGAGGCCAGGUUGAGGUCGACAAGCCAGGAAAACGGGUCGUCGGACAGGAACCAUGGAGGGUCGUUUGGUCGGAUCCUUGGAAAGUCGGCGAGUCGGGAGCCAGCGAAAGGUCGUCGUGCCAUAAGUGAGGCGUCGGGCUAAAAUAAGAGCGUCGAGCUGGUACCAACAAAGUCGUCGAACCGGUGCCAUGAAGAUAGCUGGGCUGAAACAACGAAGCAGGCGUCGGGCCAAAUUCACUGGUAGGUCAUCGUACCGAAAGCAAUGGAAUGCUGACGGGCCGGUAUCAUGGAACGUCGUCAAGUCAGGCACCAGGUGAUGGUCGUCGGACCAGGAGCCACUGGAAGACUUACGAGCAGGGUACCACGAAAGGUCGUCAAACCGGUGCCAUUGAAGGUCGACGGGCUAGAACCACUGGGAGGCACAGGCAUCAGGAAAGGAGUCGAUGCACAGGAGAAAGGUUCGAACCACAGCAAGGAAGUCGAGACCAGAAGUCAGCUUGAAGGUCAUCGGAUCAGAGGCAGAUGGAGAUCGUCGGAUCAGGGAUCGUGGAAGGUCGUCGGACCAGGAGCCAAUUAGAAGGUCGUUAUACCUAAAGGCCAGUUGGAGGUCGUCGAGCCAGGAAUCAUGGAAAAUCGACGGAAUGGAGCCACUGGAAGGUCGUCGAGCUUCAACAGGAGCGAGAGUGUCGAGGCCCUAUCUUCAGGAUGUGCUGCCGGAGGCAAUUGGAAGAUAGCGAAUGUGUAUGUUGAGGAGGAGUGUUGAGAUUUGUCUCAUUAAAGCAAUCGAUAACAGAAUACACAUAAUUAAUAAACAAUUGAUAAUUGUACGAUGGAAAUGGUUAAGGUGGCGAAUUGCAGGGAAAAAAGAAUUCCAAGUUCUACCUUCAAGCAGAAUAAGCCUCUCCUUUCAACUACCCAAAGUGUUCCAACAACAGAUCUCGCAGGAUGCGGAGAUUUAACUGAACGAAGUUCCUUUGGAGGAUUGUUUGGACAUCAUCAAGAUAGCCAUCAACUCAACAACGUAGCUGAAAUCGCCGCCUGCAGGGAGGGGAGCUCAAGGAGCUGCAUCGUUCCCAGGAAACACGAGAGUUCUACUGGAAGCUCAACGAAUUCCGAGAAGGCUUCGUGCCGCGAGCCAACAUGUGCUGAAGAGGUGAAAACUUAUAAGGCGCUCAUACAAUAGACCAAGAUGGAAGGGGAAGGUACUCGCCGGGGGAACAAAUGACUCAGAGGAGCCACUCCCAACGAUCAGUGAAGUUAAGAAAGCCAUUCGCCAGCUGGUUAGAGGCAAGUCGUCGGGGAACCCAGUCUAAAUACUGUGAGCAAAUCGCAGUUAAGUUCAUACUUAUCUGAUUGGACGUUAUUAGAAUCGACAUGCGGGAUCACACAUUGGCGAUCCUGCCAGGCGCUUUCAAGCUCAAUUUUGAGACGUAACUUAAAGAAACUCGAAUGAUUUGAUCAUCAUACGUCUGGAAGACAGUCAUGAGCAAAGAAAGUUGUUUGGUAUGACUCAAUAUUGUAUCUCAUUAUUCUCAAGGGAUUAAUGAAAACUUUAACAAAUUAAUUUCGAGUUAUGUUUAUUGGCUGACAAUUUUUUUCACCGAUUGCCAUGAACAAUUGUAGCAAUUUAUAAUGUGAACAAUGCAUGAUAAAGGUACCUUUAUAUUUAAGUUCGAUAAACAUAUGUUGUCGACUGUUUACAAUUAUUGUAAUUAUCUUCCAUCGCGCAUUCGUUUCCUUCCGAUUUUGCAGCAUCCGAAUUUCAUCGAAAAGACAUUUACAGAUAACAUAUAAUACCUUAUAAGGACGAACAUUUCGAUUAAUACACACCAACAUCUCAUGAUAUAAAAAAAAACUGUAAACUGCAUUAAACCUAAGAUUUAGUAUUCUAGAGACCGCUUAUCGAGUAAUAAAACACUACAAGUUAAAUGAUAAA